Staurois parvus is the source of this 404-nucleotide messenger RNA. The record is from the annotation of a GenBank genome assembly. NCBI's taxonomy places the organism in Eukaryota, Metazoa, Chordata, Amphibia, Anura, Ranidae.
AUGCAGACUGCUUCUGCAAAUGUGUGAAAGAAUGGCAAUAAGUCCAUCAGUGAAAUUUACUUGCUACAAAAUUUUCCACGAUCAACUAUUAGUAGUAUUAUAACAAAGUGGAAGCAAUUGGGAACAACAGAAACUCAGCCAUGAAGUGGUAGGCCACAUAAAAUGACAGAGUGGGGUCAGGGCAUGCUGAAGCACACAGUGCGCAGAAGUCGCCAACUGUCUGCAGAGUCAAUAUCUAAAGACCUCCAAAUUUCAUAUGCCUUCAGAUUAGCUCAACAACAGUGCAUAGAGAGCUUCAUGGAAUGGGUUUCCAUGGCCGAGCAACUGUAUCCAAGCUGUACAUCACCAAGUGCACUGCAAAGCGUCAAUGCAGUGGUGUAAAGCAUGCCGCCACUGGACUCUAG